AUGGGGGAACUCACCACAGUAGAGAAUGUAUCCGCUGUCUGUGACAAGGGGAAGGAAUGGCUAGAGAGCAAGGGGGAAGUUCCCCUAUGUGCUUGCAAAGCGCACAAGUGCGAAGAUCCCGACCUUUUCACGGAUGUGCUGGGUGAGUUGAUACCUCUUCAGCCGCCCCUCAACGAUGACACUGGUACCAUGUUUGCCAACACCGUGUUGAUGCACAUUAUCAAGGCGGCAAACCUCCGGAGACUCACAGUCCACAGUACCAGGGGAGGAACCGUGGGAUCGGUGCAGUACAUCUUGCGGCUCCCAAGCGGGACAGAGUAUAUCUAUCGCGGGAGGCCUGACUUCCUCAUUUACCAACGCCUCAGCCAGGAGGAGAGGGCGCUUGGGAGUGAAUUUGGUAUGGAGGAAAGAGUGCGGGGGAUUGGCGAAGGACAAUCACCCCAGGGAUCCUCUUCAGCGGUGAAGAACCGAGCAUUCGCCCAAGCUGGCAUAUAUACCUUGGGGUGCGUGCCGGGAGAGACAGUGUAUUGUACGCUCAAGGAGGGAACUUUCAACGCAAACAUAUUGACAGCUGGUCAUCAGAAGGAAGAAGAGACUCUUCAGAAGGGGGAAGAGACUGCUGCAGGUCUUCAGAAAGGAGAAGAGAGGACCAAACCGGAGAAAGUAAGGGCUACCAAAGGCUGUCAAGAAGCUAAAAAUAAAAGCAGCCAGCUGCAGCUGCUUAGAGACCGUCAGCCUAGGGACCUAAAUCCAAAAAGAAACUCCCUCCUCCUCCUCCUGGAUCAUCAUUCCCUCCUGGACAGCGUGAAAGUUCAGUCAGACUCAGAUUCUCCUAUCUCCGCACAUUCAAGGUCACGAAUGGACUACCAACAAAGGGAAGUCCCUUGUCCAGUGUGUGCUAUGGCAUACUCAGGCACAGGGGCUAUUUUUGGAAACCCUGAAGGUCACGUUGACUACAUUCUUCAACAGAACCGGAAGUGCAGACACCUGCGGCACUAA
Geodia barretti is the source of this 999-nucleotide messenger RNA. Lineage: Eukaryota; Metazoa; Porifera; Demospongiae; Tetractinellida; Geodiidae. The record is from the annotation of a GenBank genome assembly.